GCCUUCCCUCAGCCAAUGGAAAACCAAUCGAGCGCCGGUUGCCCCGCCCUCAGCAAGGCGUGCCCGCCCCCUGAUCCCGGCGCCGCUCCGCGUCUGCGCCGCUGCCCUUCGCGUCUGCGCAGUGCGCUUUGGGGGCGGGCCAGGGGUCAGGACGCCUGGGUCCUUGGGGGAGCAGGACCGGACAUGGCGGCGCUGCGUUUGCUGUACCGGGCUGCCCACGCAGGCUCACCGCCUGCCCUGGGCUACCUGCGCCCCCUCAGCACCACCGUCCCCAGGGACUGCUACAAGUACGUCAACAUCCAGGAGCCGGCCACGGACAUGCGAUCCAUCACCGACCGGGCUGCCCAGACCCUGCUGUGGACAGAGCUCUUCCGAGGCCUGGCCAUGACGCUGAGUUACCUUUUCCGGGAGCCGGCCACCAUCAACUACCCCUUCGAGAAGGGCCCGCUGAGCCCGCGCUUCCGUGGGGAGCACGCCCUGCGCCGCUACCCCUCCGGGGAGGAGAGGUGCAUCGCCUGCAAGCUCUGCGAGGCCGUCUGCCCCGCACAGGCGAUCACCAUCGAGGCCGAGCCCCGCGCCGACGGCAGCCGCCGUACCACCCGCUACGACAUCGACAUGACCAAGUGCAUCUACUGCGGGUUCUGCCAGGAGGCCUGUCCCGUGGAUGCCAUCGUGGAGGGCCCCAACUUUGAGUUCUCGACAGAGACACACGAAGAGCUGCUCUACAACAAGGAGAAGCUGCUCAACAACGGCGACAAGUGGGAGGCCGAGAUUGCGGCCAACAUCCAAGCCGAUUACCUGUAUCGGUGACGGCCGGGCGCCGCCACAUCUCCUCCCCGCUCCCCUAAUAAAGGCUCUGGGGGGGUUCUGCCCCCCCCCCUGCACUGGGGGCACCGGCCCCUUCCUAACCCAGAGCUCCA
Messenger RNA from Phalacrocorax carbo (great cormorant), 920 nucleotides. The record is from RefSeq and is a predicted model, not a curated record. NCBI's taxonomy places the organism in Eukaryota, Metazoa, Chordata, Aves, Suliformes, Phalacrocoracidae.